ACGCAGAGCCUCCCCAAUCAAAUCGACCCCAAUUGACCUUACCUCUCUUCCCCCCUACGUCUGUACGCCCGUCCGCCCUCCCGCGCAAGCGCAACACCAAGAAAGACGAUGUCGAGCAAGUACGCUUUCACAAAGGCCCUCAAGGAGGUGCGCUUCCUCUUCUGCCAGACGGGCGAGCACAGCGCCGCGACCCGCUCCUUCAUCACGAGGGCUUACCCUACGAUGAAGAAGAACAACCCUCAGACCCCGAUCCUCCUGCGCGAAGCCGCCGGCACGCUACCCAAGGUCUACGCGAGAUACGAGUUCGGUGUUGAGAAGAGCCAAUCGCUCGAGGGCCUUUCGGACAAGCAGAUCGAGGACACAGUCACCAGCUUGGUCAAGAACUCCGCAUGAGGCGGCGAAUCGGAGGGGAAGACAUUGAACGAAUAGAUAAAAGACCUUGUACUAUCACCCUGUUGAGACUCCCGGCCGACGCGACGUUGAAACCAAACGGAAUGAGGGGCUACAGAUGCCAAUGGAUCGACUCAGUUUGUGUUUGACUUAUCCAGUGUGCCGUGAUCCGGCCGUCUCUCGGCUGGCUACCGUAUCGCAGGUCAACCGUGGCCGCCGCCGUGUAUAUACCUAACGUAUGCUUCACUUUGCAGACAGUCAGGGCAACAACAUUUCUGGAAGCAAUCUCAUUCUGGUUCUGCUGUGAGCUGCUACACCUGGGGCCAUGAAUAUCACGCAAACAUGGGCCCUCCUCGAAACCUUUGCCUAUAUCUCCCCCAUUGUCUCCUUUUCGAUAACCUCUCCAACAAACUCUCCAAGUUACG
Molecule: messenger RNA, 815 nt
Organism: Colletotrichum destructivum
Lineage: Eukaryota; Fungi; Ascomycota; Sordariomycetes; Glomerellales; Glomerellaceae
Product: Putative ribosomal protein/NADH dehydrogenase
Exons: 4
Coding region: 109-393 (94 amino acids)
Source: RefSeq, a predicted model, not a curated record